GAUAGGUUGAAUUUAAGCUUCGUGAUGAAAGUGCUUUGACUGACAAUCAACAGGGAUGGCAGAGCUGCCUGCAGUGACCCCUCCAGCAGAUGAGCUGCAGCAGCUAGUGGAGCAGUGCUGAUCUCCCAGGGCCACCAUGAAGAAGAUCUUCAGCUUUACCAAGAAAAAGAAACAUCCGUUUGGGACCCCUGAUAAUGGGAGUGUGCUGUCUGCCGGCUACGACCUGAAGGAGAAGGAUCUCAGCAAGGUGCACAAGGCUGCUUACCAGGGGGACCUGGCAAAGCUGAAGCAGCUCGCUAAGAAGAAUGACAUCAAUCAAGUCGACAAAGAGAACAGAGCUCCUCUUCAUAUUGCCUGUGCCAAUGGUCAUGCUGAGGUGGUGCAGUUCCUUGUGGGGAGCAGAGCCAAUCUUAACCUAUGCGACAAUCAAAAUAGAUCCGCCUUAAUGAAGGCGGUCCAGGGCCAGCAUGAGCACUGUGUGAGCAUAUUGUUGGAAAAUGAUGCUCAGCCUAACCUGUUGGACGUCAAUGGUAACACAGCCCUCCAUUUAGCAGUAAACAUCCCAUCUGUAUCCACCGCUGUGCUAUUGUUGCAGCAUGGGGCUGAAAUAAAUGCCCAAAACAAGGAGGGUUUUACGCCCUUGACUGUAGCAGUCCGUGAAGAUCACAUUGAAAUGGCUGAGUUUCUCCUAAAGAAGGAGGCAGAAAUAAAUUGUGUGGACCGAGACCAAAGGUCUCCAUUAAUGUUAGCUGCUGGCAAUGGACAAAUCAGUAUGGUGAAGCUGCUCCUGCACUUUAAAGCAGACAUCAAACUCAAGGACACUAAAGGAUGGUCGGCUGAUGACUAUGCAGUCAUGAAUGAGCAUCAUCCUUGUUCCCUCCUGAUCAUAGAUCACGGUACUCAGAGAACUGACGGGGCCUCAGGAUCACAUCAAAGUCAGAACAAGAAGAAGAAAAUGUUGGGCAGUCCUUCCCAUGAUGUUGAAGCAGGCUUCGCGUUGGGAGGACCAGCCGCUGACAAAGAAGAGCAUGGAGCAAAUGAAGCAGGGGGAGAUUUUGAAGACAAUUCGCAGUCAGAGUCAUUAAGUCGAGUUUCAAAAAGUGCUGCUGAUGAAUGGCUGACUUCAGAGGAUGAAGACGAAUCGGCUUCUUUUGAAAAGAAACCACUAAAAGUAAACCUAAGCAAAAUGAUUGGAUCUAAGAAGGGAAAAGCUGAAAACUCACCUGAGAGGAAAACAAGAAAGCUCUCAGAGCAGCACCCCGGUAGUAAUAAAGGGUCAGACUCUCAAGAGGGAAGCUCAGCUGGAGAAGAAGAAGAAGAAGAAGAUGAAGAUGAGGAGGAGGAGGAGGAGGACGAAGAGGACGAAGAGGAGGAUGAGGAAGAAGAAGAUGAGGAUGAUGAUGAAGAAGAUGAAGAGGAGGAUGACGAUGAUGAUGAUGAAGAAGAAGAAGAAGAAAGUUAUGAAAAGGAAGAGAAUGAAGAUGAGGAAGAGGAUGACAGUGCUGGAGCUGCUGUCCAGGCUGACAUGACUGAAUUUGAAGAUACGCAGAAACCCUCCGUUACUGUAGAGAUCUACGACAGGCCCGGUACCGUCUGUCACAACGCUGGGACUCCCGUUGAAGCUGAAGCAGAUACUGAAAACGCUGAUCUGAGUUGCUCUGCCGGAACAGCAGCUUAUGCAGUCGCAACAUCAUUAUCCGGAGCAGACGACUGCGUCGUGUCGGCCAUCAGGGUAGAAUCCAAAUUUUCUGAUGAGGACGAAAGCCUGGAGAAGGAAUCCCUGAUGUCAUCGGAUAAGAAGAUCAUUUUAGGGCAAGGUUUAUCAGAAUCACCUAGACAUUGCACAGAACCUUUAUCAGGUGGCGAGGCAAAAGCGGAUGACUCUGGAAGACAAAAGGAAAAAGACGAAGCUGAUGAUGACUCGUGGAACGAUACAGAAAACAGCGGUGAUAAAACGUGGAAUGACAGCGAUAAAGAGGAGGGUAAAACAGGACUUAGUUGCAGCGCUUUGAUUGCUCUUCAGAGAAACGUGUUAGCCAAGGUUGAAACAGAAAAUGCUGAGAGUCAGUCUGAUGAAGAUGCUGAAUCAAAGGCUGUUAAAGGUGAGAAACACUUGUCCUCUUGGGGGUCCUCUCCAGAGGGCAGUGACAUUGACAUGCCCAAAAAAAGUGAGGGAAAUGUGAUCGUUCAACAGAAAAUUGAAGUCCAAGUACAAGAUUUGGAGCCAAAUGAGACUAAAAUAGCACCAAGUCCAGAUCACGAUCAACCGAACACUACAUGGGAUUCUUCAUCCGCCUCUAUAAAAUGUGUUUCGCCCAAGAUGGUCAUAGAGGAAUCUAAAUCAUUUGCAGGGUUGAGUUCAGUCAGCUCUCCUAAGUCAAAAAGCAAACCAUGUGUAGAUUCUGUAAAGGAAUCAGAGUGGGAUUCCUCUGAAAAUGACCGGAAUGCUAUCAGCCCUGUCAUUAAUAGUGACGUGAUGUCACCAGACUCAAAGCCAAAUGUUUUGACACCAAACCAAACCGCAGAAAAGCAAGAAUGCUCUUGGGAAGAAGAGGAUAAGGAUUUUGGAGAAGAGUCAAAUGACCCGUCCCCCAUGGUGUCUUCUGCACCUGAAGAUGAAGACGCAAGCAGAAACCAAAGACUCGAUGACGAUGACGACGACGAUGCAGAGUCAGUGGCUCGUGAGACACAAAUGGAAAGAAAAACAGACUCAGACACCGAGAACGAAGAUAAUAGUUGGGAUGAAGAAGAUGAAAGUGACGAUCCAGAAAAACAGAUGACGAUGAAAGCUGAACUUCAGUCUAGCCCGGUCCAUUUACCGUCACAACAGUCGGGGACUACAAACGCUACUGGCAAGAAGUUUGUUACAAAACAAGACAACGUGGUGACUGAUUACAGUAAUGAAGUGGAUUCUCAUUCUUUUAUUGAUGAAGAAGAUGAAUUGGUAGAAGAUAGCAAGGCAGAGCAUGAAACACUGGCGGUUGACAGGAAAUCCAGUCUGAGAAAAGAUGAGAGUGAGGACUCCGACAGCGAGCAUCAGAAGCUGCUGUAUGACUUUGUCAGCACCACAGUCACAAAGCUGGACGAGAGAGACGACACCGGUGACGCUGUUGAUGAAUGUCUGCGUGAAGAUAAGACGGCAGAUGAGAAUGAGCCUAGAUUAACAUCAUACCUGCCACUUGAAGAUGCUGCUGAAAACAGGCAGGUAUCACAUGACCUUAAUAAAGGACCAACGAGGGAAAACACAUUUUCCAGUCCACCCACAAGAGACUACACCAGUGGUGGAGAAGGUGUUUUAGGCGGGGACGCCUCUGAACCGCUACCUCAGACUGAUAUUGACGAUGUUGGUGUAGAUUCGUCUGAUGAGGCGGAGGACACGGGCAUGGGAGAGCAUGAGCUCAGAGACAUGGAAGAGACUGAUCUUCAGACAGACGAUUCCACUGAGGAUGAAGACAACCAGGAAGAUGAGGGGCAAGUUGAGGAAGGAGACAUUUCAGAGGAGAAUGAUAAGCCUGGAGAUGGUGGGGAGUCUCCUGCUUCUUCAAGAGUUCCUGAAGCUGAAGCCGUCAGAAAUAACAAGAGAGAUUUCUUGUCUGAGCUGGGUCUGGAGGAAGGGGAAGAAGACCAGGACUCGAGGGGCUCUGAGUCACACUCUGAAAACUCCAACCAACUACAUGAAGAGAAAGAAGGUUUACAUACCCACAGCCAAGAGCUGCCCACCAGAGAGCAAAAACCCAAAGAAAACUUGUUUUACGUUCCUUCGUUUUUAAGAGGUAAGGGAGGCGUCGGGAUGGCAGAGCUAGAGCCUCACAGGCGUGUAGGCAGGCCAAAAAGCAGCCAGGGAGAGGGCAACAGCGAUAAUGAUGACAAUCAAGAUGGAAUAGUUGAAGAAGACGAAACCACGCAAAAAGACAACGGGAAGGCAAAAUGGCAACCGCUUAAUGUUUUAAGCAAACUUGAAAAAGACUUCGAUCAAAAGACGGAUUUAAUGGAAGACCUGGGAUUAGGUGACGUGGACGAUCUUGAAGGCCAAAAAGCAGAUGCGUCAGACUGGGAUUCUGCCAGUACUACCAGUAAAAGAACCCUGCCUGGCCGCAGACUGGCCUCCCCUGGACUGGAAGAGUUUCCAGAAUGUUCCAACUUAUCUGCUAAUGAGGAGGAAGAAGACGCUGCUCUCGUAGCACCGCCGACACCACAAAGGAACAUCAGCUCUGACAAUAAGCCGCCUAGCACGCCCUCCAAAUCUGCUCCCCAACCCCAUCCCCGAGCAAGGACGUUGGUGAUUCAGAAACCAGAAAGUGAGGAAGAUUCAGAUUGGGAACCAGAGAUGACUUCCUCCUGCAAAGCUUCUCCAGCUGACAAUCAGCUGCAAACUAGAGCCGAGCCCUCCUCUGUGGUUAAACCAGGUUCUCCUGAGCCGAAUCUGAUGACAAAAGACAGUAAAAGUAGCUCGCCGUUUGAUAAACAUCAACAAGAGCUUGGUGAAGAAACAGCAAGGGCCUCAGUGGAGGUUGAAAACCCCAGUGUUUCUUGGGAUAGUGCUGGAGCGACGCUGGAAGAAGUUAAUUGUGAGAAACCUGAGCCCGGCUUACGCUGCCCGUCAAGUCCAGCCGGAGUUCAUCAGGAGCAGCAUCCUGUUGCUGCAAGGAGUGCCAACAGGGCUCCAGUGCAAUUGCAUCUUCCAGUCCAGCAGGCCUGCAAUGGCAAGAAACAAGAGAAGCAAGCUGUAGAAGAGAGCUCAAAGCCGGAGCUGGUCAGAGGGGCCCGGCACAGCAGAGCCCCUCAGACCAACACGCAUGUUAACGGAGAUCCUCCCUCUGUGUUUGACGAUAGCUCUUUAAGUGACAUGUCGGAUGCUGAGGGAAGGUUGCAAACUAGUGAACAGCAGAGAACCAAGAACCCUGAAGACAUGGGCCUGGCCGAGGACUUUGAUGAGCUCACUCAGUCGUCAGACACAGCCACAGACGACACGGACUCGCCCACCUCAGGCUACCGGCAUGCUUCUCUCCUCAUUCAGAAGCUCGACAUGGCGACUUUGGACUCGACCACCAUUGCAAAGCUGCAGAACAUUUUCCAUGAAUAUGAGCGCUCCAUCCAAAAAGCGAGGAGUUCCCAUGGGAACGUGACAGACAAGGUGAACCAGCUGGAAAUGGAGAGGGCAGGGCUAAAGAUCUCACUGGAGGAAUCGAGGGAUGAUAAGUCUGCACUGGAGCGCAGCCAGCUGGAAUUAAAAACUGAAGUCACAAACCUCAAAUUUCAGCUGAAAAAUGAGCAGGAGAAUCGGCGUAAUGCCACCAUGCUGUACAACACGAACAGAGACAAGCUGAGGAGCAUGGAGGAGCUGCAUCAGCGAUUGGUCCAGGAGAGAAAGACGUUGGAGCUGGAGAUGAGAACGCUGAUCAGCAACAUGAAACGGCUGGAAGGCGACCACAGCGAGGCCCAGAGGCUGCUGGCUCAGGAGCGCAGUGCCCGGACGCUGCAGGAGAAUCUGCUGAACACGCACAUACGCAAGCAGCAAGAAAUAGAGGAGGAGAGCAAAAGGAACGAGAGCAAAAGCAAUGAGGCUUUGUCUCAACUCACCGAGGCCAGCGACAGAGAGAGGGAGCUGCUCCAGCAGUCGGCCACGCUGCAGGAGCAGCUGUUCAUGGCCAAGAAGGACCUCGAACGAUUGCGAGCAAACAGCAGUCUGAAAGAGAACCAUCUUCUGGAGGAGAACGAGACGCUUAAGGAACACGUCGAAGACGUCCGACGGGAUCUCAAACUAAGCAACGAAGCUGUCACUCAAACUGUUUUCAACUGCAAUAACCAGCUGACCACUUUAAAGGCUGAACUGACCCUAACAACAACCCGGCUGGAAAGUGAGCGUCACACACGCGAAUCGCUGGAAACGGAGGUCGAGUUGACUCGCAGUCAACUUGCCGGAGCGCUCAAAGAAGCAGAACUUUCCCAGACGGCACAUGCAGAUGCGGAGAAGGCUCUGCUGCGGGAGAAGGAAGAACAGCAGCGUCUCAAAGACAGACUAACUGGUGACACAGCUACAUCACGUGAAGCCGUCAGCAGCCUUUCCCAGAAGCUGGCCAAAGCAGAGUCUGAUGCAAACAGGGUUGAAAACGAUCUCCAUCGGGUCACGCUGCAGCUGACGGAGAAGAGUCUCCUUCUGGACGUCCUCCAGCGGGAGAAGGACCAGGCAUCCUCACGCGCCAAAGAGCUGGAAACGGCUCUGCAAGCAGAGAAGGAGUCCGUUGGGCGCGCCAAAGCGCGUCAGGAAGCAUCCCAAGAGCGGCUCGCCCAAGCCCAGAGCGAGACCAUGUUACUGCGGCAGCAGCUGGAAGAAGCCGCAAACAAAGGAGUUGCAAAGGAGCGGGCCGUGACCGAUGCCCAAGAGAGGUUCAGCGACAUUGUGUCCAAACUGCGCUCUGACUCCGAAGAGAGGGUCCAGCUAGUGGAGGAGAGGAACAAGGAGCUCGCCAGCAAGGCUGCCGACCUCCGGGAUGACAUCUACAAGUUGGAGGAGGAGAAGAAUGAAAGAGAGACUAAACUAAGGCACCUGCAGCAGGAAUUAGCCGACUCCCUCAAGAAACUGUCGAUGAGCGAAGCUUCUCUGGAGGUGAACACGUGCUACCGCAAUGACCUGGAGAAGGAGAAGACACGGCUGCUCAAAGACCUGGACAGGCUCAAGGGAAAGCUGGAGGAAAGCGAGGAUCAGUAUGUGCAGGCAGAGAGACGCAUUAACGGCCUCAAGGGCAGUCUGGAUGAAAGAAACCAGGAAGUGGCCAUCGCUGCUCAGAAGCUCCAGGGGGCGCUGUCUGCCUCAGCAGCUGCUGAUAUCACCAUCAAACAGCUGGAGGAAGCUGUGCAAAAGCUGGAGAUCGAGAACGCCAGACUAGAAGCAGGAACAAAGCAACAGUCCAACAAAAUCGAUGCUCUUCAGAAAGAGGCUCAGGAAGCUGCCAUGCUAACUGACUGCUCAUCUGGCGGAGGGGUCCGUGGCCGUUUGGAGGACUUGGUAACAAAUCUCCAAGGCAGUAAGAUGACUUUGGAAGACCAGCUGAACAGAGAGGUCCAGAAGCAAAGCAAUCUGUCUCACACCGCCCAGGACUCUCAGGCUCUGUGGGAGGAGGAGCUGAAGAGCCGAUCAAAGCUGGGACUGCGCCUGGCAGAGCUGGAGAAGGAAAAAGGGGAACUGACCAGCCAGAUGGAGAUAGAGAAGAAGAAAGCCAAGAAAUCGACAGAGCAAAAGAAGGCCAUCGACAUUCGUCUCGAUCAGGAGAUGAAGAGAAACACAGAGCUUCAAAAAGAAAUGUACAGGCAGCGCACUUUACUGAAAACUGCAAAGAAGAAGCUGCGGGAUCAAGAGGCCGCUGGAGCAGAGUUCGGGUCUCCGUCCAACAGUCUUCGGCUGGACCUGAGCCGGCACAGCCAGGCCGACGGCGCCGUCGGGAGAAUGAAGGACAAGGUGGAUGAUCUGCAGGUCCAGCUGGAGAAGGAGGCGUAUCGCUGCAGCCAGCUGGAGAAGCUGAACGGGGACCUUAAGGAUCAGGUGGUCUCCCUGAGGAGUUCCAGCCACAGCAGCGAGCAGCUGGAGAGGAGCAAGAGGCUGCUGGAGGACGAGGUGCUGGACCUGCGGCGGAGGAUGGAGACUGCUCAGCUGGAACAAAGCCAGGUGGAGCAGUAUCGCCGCGAAGCCGAGGAGAGAGUCCGGCAGGAGAUUCAGCAGAAACUACAAGAGGUCAACCUCUUCCUCCAGUCCCAGGCAGCGUCUCAAGAAGCGCUAGACCAGAUUAAAGCUGUGAACGACGCCAAGCUGCGUUCUCAGCUGGAGCAGAAGAUCCGGGAGCUGGAGGGGGAAGUGGGUCGCGCCCGCAGCACUCAGCAGGACAGCCUUAACCAAAGAGAAUCCACGCGCUCCGAGCUGGAGCGCUACCAGCAGCUGUACAAGGAGGAGCUGCGCCUCCGCAAGUCCCUCGCUGCAAAACUGGAGAGGGCCAACGGUCGGCUGGCAGACGCCAACUCCAAGCUGCUCAGUGAGCGCAGCAGGUCUUUUCUCACCAGCAACGUCACCAAUGGGAGCCUUGUUGGGCCCUCGCUGGACCUGAGCUCCCUGGGUUCGCCAGCGCACUACGGGGCCCCGCUGGGGCCCCUCAACCGCAGCCUCAACCUGGGCUUUUCCCUUCUCAGUCCGGUGACGGAGAGACCCAACAAAGGGGUGGAGGACUACCUGGCCAAGGUGCAGAGUGAAUUGGAUAGAAACAUAUCAGAAGAAUUAAGGAACGCCACGGCGGAGCUGGACGCUGCGCCGGCCCGGAUGUCGCCCGUCGGCUCCGUGGACCCCCUGAGCAGAGCAACGCAGCAGUACCUGGAGGUGCUGAAGAAGAACAACAGGCUCUGAGUCGCCUUCCACGUCCUCAUCCAGCCAUUAAUAACUCUGAAGCCAACACUACCAGUCCUUCUAUUAUUUUUUUAUCAGAUUUUUAUGGAGGAUGCGUACGAUGCACAUUGCACUUACCCACUCAGGAGCAAAAGGCUUGAAUACGUGAAAAGUAUUAGUUUUUUUGUUUGUUUUUUUGGGGUUUUUUUUCUGGCUGAUGUGAUUUGGAGUUGUAUUUGUAAAAUUGUUGCUGUUGCUAAAUUUGUAUUUCUAAAAAUUUGUAUUUAUCGUUAUUUUGCCAAGCUGGUUUAUUUGGUACGUGCCAUCAGAUGGUGCAAUAUCUGUCCUGGACCCACUUGUACAGGUGUCUUUUUUUUUGUUUCUUUGUUGCUAUUUUAUUUAUUCCUCCACUAAAUGAACAAUAUAUACUUGAAUAAGACGAGCCGGAAUCUUCUCCGGUUAUAUAUCACAGGGUGACUUGUGCAUUUGCACGAGUGUCAUUUCAGCUUUUGGGUGGCAAACUUUUUAAAAACCACCUAGCUUUUUUUUUUUUUUUUUUUUUUUUUUUUGAAUGUCGUCGUUGGUUUUCCAUUAUUCCCAAAUACUGUAACCAAAUGAGAUGUGAGGAAUUCUGUGUUUUUCCGUCCAGGCCCUCAGGUUGCUUCUGCCAAGCACAAUUUAGACGUUUACCUGCUCCAACGCACCUGGAUCCAGUUGCAGUCGUGUCUCUGUGGACGUCGGCUGAACAACACCAGACAUUUACUCCAUAAACAGGGGCAUAAACAUGUAUUUUCUGAAUAUCGUCUUACGUAAACUGUAAUUGAACAUUAAGUAAAUCCUGUCGACAGAUUCUGAUAUUAUUUCUGUUAUGUUAAACCGCUUGGGCAUUACGGCACGAGUCCAUAGAGUAGUUGGAGAUGUCAGAGAUGCUCCGUUGGUCCGUUUCAUUUAGUAUGUGGUUGUCAGGGUUACUGAUGGUUUACACUGAUAUGUCACUUAUUAAUUGGCUGCGAAUAUCUACAAGUUCAAUUAAAUUUGUUUUAUCUGAA
Molecule: messenger RNA, 9417 nt
Organism: Cololabis saira (Pacific saury)
Lineage: Eukaryota; Metazoa; Chordata; Actinopteri; Beloniformes; Belonidae
Product: ankyrin repeat domain-containing protein 26-like
Exons: 45
Coding region: 137-8389 (2750 amino acids)
Molecular function (GO): protein binding
Source: RefSeq, a predicted model, not a curated record